Molecule: messenger RNA, 1530 nt
Organism: Chaetomium globosum CBS 148.51
Lineage: Eukaryota; Fungi; Ascomycota; Sordariomycetes; Sordariales; Chaetomiaceae
Exons: 7
Coding region: 1-1530 (509 amino acids)
Source: RefSeq, a predicted model, not a curated record
AUGGACAUGCUUCUGGGACCAACAAGACGGUUUGUGACGGCCCUAUGCGAUCAGAGACAGCCAGUGGAGUCUUCCCUUUCCGCCCUCAUCCUCAGACAUGGUGGCCUCGAGCCCCUGGUGGCUACUUUGCUGCAAACCCCCGUGUUUUGCGUGCCACGGGGCUUCUGGCUAUUCUGGGUCUCCUCAGGGCCAACCCAUACAAGGCCGACAGCCGACAAGGUCUGGAUUUCGCAAUAUGUCGACGAGGAGUCGAUCGCUUUGGCAAAGCAUAAGCUCGGAAAACCAAAAGCAAAGGCUUUCUUAAGCAACAUCAAGCGCAAGCAGUACCCCGACGACUCCAUCUUCUCGCUGGUGAAUUUGUACAUGGAUUUGGUCUUCGACUUGGACGAAUCUUCCGACUGGACCACGGCGGUCCUACUCCCCCCACGGCCCAUUCGCCAGGAGGCGCCCCGCCGCCGCGCCCCCGAGUCCCCAUCGGCGGGAAGAGGCCACUCAUGUGUCCCAAAUGGAGACAGGUUCCCAGCCUCCCGAAUCGCCCUCCUCGGGCGGUCCGACUCAGAAAACAACGCAAGCCGCGAGUCAGCGGCCAGUAAAACCGAGUUCAUGCCUACAGAGGACGAAGCGAUUGUGAACAUGGCCUUUGUUUUCUUGCUCAAUUCGCUAACCGAGCCCUAUGCGCCUAUGAGGCACAAAGGCUACCGAUGGCUAACUAACCACGAGCCUGUCCGGAUUUUCAAGCAACUGAACGCUGCCGGGCACCCUCUCCCUGUCAAGGGGAACAAGCUUCUCGAGGCUCGGACCGCCGGCUGUUUUAGGCACACAGGCCACAACAUCUCGGCCGCGUUGAUCGAAGUUAAGCCAUGCGUUCGGGAGACGGCCAGGCGGAGAAUCGAAUGGCAAGAAGGCGCUCAGAUGGCAGCGUACAUUUACAAGCUACUGUACAUGCAGUCGCCGCCGAGCCCGGGGUUUGGGUUACUCCUCUGCGAUAAACCAGGACUGAAACGGAGGCUGCUCGUAUCCCAGGACCACGCCGAGAUAUAUGUCAACAUUGCCGAGUAUGACGCCGCCUACGAGCGGUACCUCGGGCUUCACGACCCCCAGAACUCUUCGGCGCCACCUCCUCCGCAGGCAGGAGGCGACCGGGGCAGUGCGGCGGCUAGGGUGCUCAGUGUGCUCAGUCUGCCCUUGGCAACUGAGCUCACUGAUCACCGUCGAGCUAUUGUUAUCCUGAUUGGUGAUCUUUACCUGGUGCUCAGUGUGCUCAGUCUCGGCUUGGCGACUGAGCUCACUGAUCACCUCGAUCACCUUCCUGGCUCCCUGAUUGGUCCUUUUAAUGAUUGCCUUGGGGCGUCCCGCGACCUGAGUCUUAACCUCCUGGCUGCUCGGCUUGUUGACACCCUGACUGCUUGGCUGAGUUGGCUGAGUUGGCUGAGUUGGCUGAGUUGGGCUGAGUUGGCUGAGUUGGCUGAGUUGGCUGAGUUGGCUGAGUUGGCUGAGCCGGCUGGGUCGGCAAGAGUAAACGGCUCAUGA